Alexandromys fortis (reed vole) is the source of this 1098-nucleotide messenger RNA. RefSeq names its product translation initiation factor IF-2-like. The record is from RefSeq and is a predicted model, not a curated record. The transcript has 5 exons. Lineage: Eukaryota; Metazoa; Chordata; Mammalia; Rodentia; Cricetidae. Bases 1 to 1098 code for a protein of 365 amino acids.
AUGGUUCAGCUGGUAAAGGAGAUUGAUGCCAAGCCUGGGGACCUGAGAUUCCAGGAUUACCAGAAAGAAAGCAAGCUGCAGGAGUCUCUACAGCAUCUAUAUGGAACCCAAGGGAAAUCCAGAAAGAGGGAUACAGAGUGUGGCAAGUACUCUUGGGUAGAUGCCAGCUUAAAGCAGCAGGACUCAAGGCCACUCAAUAAUAUCAAAACCCCCUCUUCCUCACAGAAAUAUGGUCCUUUCGGCAGAACCCUGCAAGGGGACCAAAUCCCAGCCUCGAGAAGAAAAUUUCCUUUAUCCGCCCAUUCCUACCUCAGAAGCCCUAGUUCCAGGGGGAGAAAGGCAAGUGCAGCCGCGCCAGGCAAAGGGGCCGUCGAAAGCUGCACGCGCAGAAAGGCAUGCCUAGGUCGCCCCCAUUUCUCUGUCCCGGGGCGAACAAGACUCAGAGAGGCUGACGGGCUGGCCAAGGUCACCGUGCUUGCUGGUCGGGGCCGAGGGGCGCCCGCGCCUACUUCCGGCUCCCCCUUUCGGCGGCGGCUCGGGGCGCCCGCUCCCCACCCGGCCCGCGGCCGCGCGCCCUCCGCGGAUGCUCGCACUCCGCUAACUAGGGCAACUGGAGUGCGCCGCAGGGACGGCGCUCUGCAGCGCGUCGCCCGCCCGCCAGCCCGCCCGGGAGCAGCCCCCAGCUGCCGCGCCAGGCCAGCAGGGGAACUCGGGGAAAAGUGGCAGCGGGAGAUGGGUCCCAGAGAAAGGAGAGCCCGGGCGGAGGGCGCCAGCUGCUCCCCGCCCCCUAGGGCCGCCGCGGCCGCGCGGCUCGUGACAGCUGCACCCACCGCGAGGCUCCCGCCGCCGCCACCGCCGCCGCCACUGCCACUCACCUGCCUCCGCCGCCGCCUUAGGGCCGUGCUCCCUGGCGCCGCGCUCGCUCGCGACUGUGGCGGCGCCGCCGUGGACUCCGCCGCUCCUCCGGCCGGGCACCCGUCCCCGGGGCCCAGGCGGCCCGCCCGCCGCCGCAGCGGCUCUCCGGCCCCCUCCUCCGGAGCAGGAGUCCCCCCCUACUUCAGGGGGAUGCAGAACCACCCCGGCGCAGGCUGUGCCUGA